This is a messenger RNA of Hyaena hyaena (striped hyena), 4163 nucleotides long. It is a transcript of the gene ZNF570, whose product is annotated as zinc finger protein 570. Gene Ontology annotation, cellular component: transcription regulator complex; PcG protein complex. Gene Ontology annotation, molecular function: DNA-binding transcription factor activity, RNA polymerase II-specific; RNA polymerase II cis-regulatory region sequence-specific DNA binding. The record is from RefSeq and is a predicted model, not a curated record. The coding region runs from base 194 to 1807 and encodes 537 amino acids. Lineage: Eukaryota; Metazoa; Chordata; Mammalia; Carnivora; Hyaenidae. Gene Ontology annotation, biological process: regulation of transcription by RNA polymerase II. The transcript has 5 exons.
UGUCCUCCGGAGGCCCAGUCGUUUCUAUCCGGGCCCGCGGGGGUGGGUUCCAUCAGACUCUUAGGGCAAGAGGUGGGCCGGAGUAGAGAUUGCCCGAGCAUUCGGGGCGGGGACGGGAUCUUGCCGCAGUUCGCUACUGCAGUCAUCCAAGGACACUGCCAUUUCCUAAGAGAGAAGCCAAGAGGAAGAAACAAUGGCUGUUGGACUUCUUAAAGCCAUGUACCAGGAGUUGGUGACCUUCAGAGAUGUGGCUGUGGACUUCUCCCGAGAAGAGUGGGACUGUCUAAAUUCUUCUCAAAGGCAUCUGUACAGUAAUGUGAUGUUGGAGAACUACAGGAUCUUGGUGUCCUUAGGACUUUGCUUUUCUAAGCCAAGCGUGAUAUUAUUAUUGGAACAAGGGAAAGAGCCCUGGAUGGUGAAGAGAGAGCUGGCAAAAGGCUUGUGCUCAGGCUGGGAAUCUAUGUGUGAGACUGAAGAGUUAACCUCAAAGCAGGAUAUUUAUGAAGCACAAUCAUCUCAGAUGAUACUAGAAAAACUUACAAGCUGCAGCCUUGAGUAUUCCAGUUUAAGAGAAGAAUGGAAAUGUGAGGACCAUUUUGAGAGACAGCCAGUAAAUCAGAAGGGAUGUUUCAAGGAAGAGACAAUCACUCAUGAAGAAGCCCUUGUUAAUAAAAGAGCACAAGAAUAUAACAAAUCUUGGGGAAGGUUCCAUCCAAACACACUGCUUCAUACACAACAGAUAACCACCAAAGAGGAGAAAGUACAUAAACAUGAUACACAUAAGAAAAGCUUUAAAAAGAAUUUAAUGGCCAUUAAGCCCAAGAGUAUCUAUACAGAGAAAAAACUUUUGAAAUGUAAUGACUGUGAAAAAGUCUUUAGCCAGAGCUCAUCUCUUACUCUUCAUCAAAGAAUUCAUACUGGAGAGAAACCAUAUAAAUGUGUAGAAUGUGGAAAAGCCUUUAGCCAGAGAUCAAAUCUUGUUCAACAUCAGAGGAUUCAUACUGGAGAGAAACCCUAUGAAUGUAAGGAAUGUAGGAAAGCGUUCAGUCAGAAUGCACACCUAGUUCAACAUCUGAGAGUUCAUACUGGAGAAAAACCUUAUGAAUGCAAAGUGUGUAGGAAAGCCUUUAGCCAGUUUGCAUACCUUGCUCAACACCAGAGAGUUCAUACUGGAGAGAAACCUUAUGAAUGUAUUGAAUGUGGAAAAGCAUUUAGCAAUAGAUCAUCUAUUGCUCAACACCAGAGAGUUCAUACUGGUGAGAAACCUUAUGAAUGUAAUGUCUGUGGGAAAGCAUUUAGCCUUCGUGCAUACCUUACUGUACACCAGAGAAUACAUACUGGAGAAAGACCCUAUGAAUGUAAGGAAUGUGGGAAGGCUUUCAGCCAGAAUUCACAUCUUGCUCAACAUCAGCGAAUUCAUACUGGAGAAAAACCUUAUAAAUGUCAAGAAUGUAGGAAAGCAUUCAGCCAGAUUGCCUACCUUGCCCAACAUCAACGAGUUCAUACUGGAGAGAAACCCUAUGAAUGUAUUAAGUGUGGGAAGGCUUUUAGCAAUGACUCAUCCCUUACUCAACAUCAGAGAGUUCAUACUGGAGAGAAGCCUUAUGAAUGUAACGUUUGUGGAAAGGCUUUUAGUUACUGUGGAUCCCUUGCCCAACAUCAGAGAAUUCAUACUGGAGAAAGACCCUAUGAAUGUAAGGAAUGCAAGAAAACUUUCAGACAGCAUGCACACCUUGCUCAUCAUCAGAGAAUCCAUCUUGGGGAGUCACUCUCACCACCCAAUCCAGUCAAUCACCAAGUUCUCUAGACACUAUCUCAUAAAUAUUUCCAGAAUUUAUACCUUUUUUUUUCUAUCUCUAAUGUCAUCCUACUCUAAGAUUCAUCUCACCUCGAUCACCAUACUGUAGCCUUCUAAUAGAUCUUCCUCUAUCAACUUUUGAUCCCCUUAAAUUCAUUUCCCACCAUGCCCCAAACUGAUUUUUUUUUUUUAGUGUAAGAAUACAUCACUGCUUCCAAUUAAAACUUUUUUUUUUUUUGGUUUACUAUUGUUCUUAAGCUAAUAUCCUCAGUCUUUAAAUUGUUCAUGAGGUGCUUCAUUAUCUGGUUCUUACAUACUUUUCAGUCUUAUUUUAUUCCAGUCUCCUUCACUGAGCACUAGGCACUUCCCAGGACUAAGAGCUUAGAUUCUGGAAAAUCAGCUCUGCAACUGCUGUGGCAUUGUAUGACUUUGAGUAAUUUGUUGGACUUUUCUAAACCUCAGGGUUUUCUUUAAUUCUUAAAAUAGGGAUAAUAAAAGACACUGUAUUGUAGAACUGUAAUUAUUAAAUGAUAUAGUGUCUGUUGUAAAUUGAUGCAUAUAAAGGAAUAAAUUUGCAUGUAGAGUGCUUCACAUAGCAUAUCAAUUAUAGCAGAUAUUGAAUAAAUCAUAAUAGCUUACGUGUAUUGAGUGCCUACUCUGCACCAGGCACUGUUCUACAUACUCAGCAUAUAUUAACUUACUUACUCCUCACAGCUAGAACAAAACUCCUCAAUGGACAAAGUAGAACAUCCCUGGGAAGCAGCAGGUCAGAACUGAGAAAACCUGAAAAUUUUAGAAACAUAAGUGGGAGUCUUUGUACUCUAGAUACGUAAUCAGUAUAGGCAAUAAGUAGUAGAACUAUUGACACCUAUAACCAGUUUUAGGAAGUUUCUAAAGAGAAUUGGAUAAACCAAUUAAUAUAAGGAAAAUGAAGAUUGACUUAGAAGAAUAACUGAGUAUCAUAACUCCAAAUAACCAAUAAACAGAAGUUCUUACUGCCCCAUAAAAAUGUACCAGUCCCACGCAACUGUAUGGGCGAAUCUGGGUAAUUUAAAAAGCAUUUAAAUUGUUCCAUACCACAGAAAAAGUAUAAAGUUUGUAAAUGUUUUAGCCAGUGGUUGUAAAAUUUAAACCAAACCAAUUGAGGGUAGAAACCUACAGACAAAUAUAUAUAUAGGAUUUCAUAUAUAUGUUAUAUAUAUGAAUAUAUAAAAUAUAUAUAGGUUUUCAUAUAUAUAUUUCUCCUUCAGUGAAUAUUGAGUACCUACUGUUUGCUGAACAUGGUUUUAGACACAAGGAGACAAUAGUGAUCAACACUAAGACUGUGUCUUCAUGGAGUUAAAUUUCAAGGGCUAAAAUCAUUAAUACUUAAAUAUAAAACAAUAGGUUUUCUUGACCCAGCAAAAUGAAGAAUAAUAAACUGAGGAGUAUUAUAUGGUCUAGGCUGAAGAGACUCAGCAUAAUAAAAUUGUCAGUUAUUCCUAAUUCACAAAUUCACUCCAAUUAGAACCAAAAUUCCUCAGGUAUUUUUUCCUUUUAAUUUCACAGCUUUGUUCUAAAUUCAUCUAUGGAGUGUGAAUUCUUAAGAAAAGCAAGACAGCUGUCGAAUCUGGAAAUAGGUCAUAUGAUAAAGAUGGUUUAGACCCAUAGAGAAAAGAUGGAUUUGCGGUAUUAGAAUUGUUUAUAUCCAUUACAGUAAGGGAAAAGCAAAUAGGACCACAGUGAACUAUUUCAAAACUAUCACAUUGGCAAAAGCAUCAUAGUACCAAUUACUGGAAAGAUGUAGAGCAGUAGGAAUGUUCAUACAGUGCUAUUGGAAGUAGUUGUUAUUUAGGAUAAUUAGCAAUAUCUAGUAAAGUUGAAAAUGCAGAUACUCUCUGAUCCAGCAGUUCCACACUUCAACCUCAUAGUCUCUCCUCUCCUCAUGUGUCUAGGCAGAUGUACAUGAAAGUCUAUUUCAGUAUUAUUUAAGAAUGAAAAGCUUAAAGCAAUCAAAUUACCAUUAGGGUUAAUGUUAAGUUAGAGCUCAAGUUAAAAAGAAUGAAGUAGAGAUAUUUCUGUCAACAUGGAUAAAUCUUAAAACAAUAUUAAUGAAAUUGAACUAGGCAGUACUUUGUAUGAUAUGGUACCAUUUAUAUAAAGUUUGAAAGUAUGCAAAUUGAUGCUAUGUGUAUUUUCCAUGACUAAAUACCAUAUAGAUUUAGUGUAACAACAUUCAUGGAAAUAGUAAUUCCAAAACAGUGGUGACCUUUAGCGGGGGAGAAAAUGAGCUUGAGAAAAUGAUGCAAAGGAAGAUAUCUGUUAAUCACUUCUUUAAAAAAUAAGCAAAUAUGGCCAAUUCUUAUAAAUUGAUAAAGCUGGUUGG